Punctularia strigosozonata HHB-11173 SS5 is the source of this 1391-nucleotide messenger RNA. RefSeq lists its product as uncharacterized. Bases 81 to 1391 code for a protein of 436 amino acids. The transcript has 5 exons. The record is from RefSeq and is a predicted model, not a curated record. NCBI's taxonomy places the organism in Eukaryota, Fungi, Basidiomycota, Agaricomycetes, Corticiales, Punctulariaceae.
GUCGCCUCCAGCCCGAUGCCUAUUAGGGUCAAGGGCCCAGCUUACCUGCCACCAUCGUCGACGUGCCCCAAACUCUCGACAUGCCCCCAACUCUCGACAUGCACGGCCUCGACAACGCACAAAGCCGCACGACCUCUGCGCCGCCGACGGCGCAGCACAUUCGGUGUGACUUCGUCGACACUGGCUGCCUCGUUGAGGAGCUCGGGCUCAUCGACUCGCAUGCGUGGGCCCCCGAAGGCGAUGGCUUUGCAGAUCUCUCAGAUCUCUCCGACUUGACUGAUUCGGAGGAUGAGCUGCCCAGUGGCAGCGUGCAGACUGGGACCGAUUCAAUGCAAGGGCUCUUCAAAGACAAGGUCGAGCUUACAAAGACACGAAGGUCAAAAAACCAGCGAGUCCGAAACCAGGGCCGGAAGCGAGGACGGUUCGACCUCCAUGCGUCGUCAGACCAGCAUCUCGAAGUCGAUCAUUCGGUUGAAGCGCAUGCGCAAGCCAAUGCGCAGGGGUCGUACGUAGCCAGGUCGAAGGUCAUCUCCUUGAAGCCUGCCUCCCCGACGCUGGUAGGCAUGGGCAGCGGCGGCUCCGUCUCCGUCUUUGAUCAUGCCCGUCGACUCGUCGUGUAUCGGGAGACAGUUAUAUCGUCGACAUCUACGAUCAACGAGUGCCUUCUUUCUGCCCAGCAGCGCCUGCGCAGCUCGGGUAAGCCGGCGUUUGUCAAGGCCGGCGACAAAGCAUCAAGAGGCCCGUUUGACCAAUACUUUUUCUCACUCCACCGGGGGUCUACCAGGACACCUCGAAUGUCUGCCAGCUACAAGAAGAACACGGACCUUGCAGAAGAGCUUCUGCAAAUCCUCGAGCCCGUCAAGAGGCUCGUGAAUGCAACGUUCAGGAGGAAGUGGCCUCGGCUGCAUCAGCGGUACGCCGCUGCCUUGGACUUCAUCCAGCAGCAUGUCCAGGGCGCCAAGCCCCUUUUUGGCGCCUUCGCCUCAUUUGCCAUCAACAUGGAUGGCGUCAUCUGUGAUAUUCACCGUGAUAGCCAAAACUUCGUGACCGGAAUCUGCGUCGUGAUGCCCUUCGGCGACUUCCAGCCAUCGGCGGGUGCUUGCCUUGUCAUCGAGGAGCUCGGCCUGUCCUUCGAAGUGGCGCCAGGCGUCGCCAUUUAUUUUCCAAGUGCGCUAUAUAACCACUACAACACUCAGCUCUCCCAGAUGGGCGUGAGGGGAUCCCUCGUCCUUUGGACGGGAGGGACGCUGAUUCAAUGGGUGGAUUGCGGGGGCAGGGCCAAGUGUGAGAUGCCUGCGGAGGACAGGGCUCGGUAUGAGUUGUCGGCGAGGGAUCGGCUUGGUGAGGGGCUGAAUCUUUUGUACCCUGACUCGUUGACUGUAGAGUAUUAA